Messenger RNA from Daphnia pulex (common water flea), 9306 nucleotides. RefSeq lists its product as uncharacterized. Gene Ontology annotation, cellular component: membrane. The transcript is spliced from 4 exons. The coding region runs from base 478 to 9180 and encodes 2900 amino acids. The record is from RefSeq and is a predicted model, not a curated record. Gene Ontology annotation, molecular function: ABC-type protein transporter activity; ATP binding. Lineage: Eukaryota; Metazoa; Arthropoda; Branchiopoda; Diplostraca; Daphniidae. Gene Ontology annotation, biological process: protein import; protein targeting.
AUACGAGGAAAAUGUGUCGCGGACGUUGCCAUGCCAAAUGAUACACUCCCGCAAGGCCCUUCGCCUUUUACGGCUUGCCACUAAGAUGCACAGCUAGCCAAUGGCGAAAACUGGAGGUCACGCAAGAUAUUCGUAACGAUAUUGACGAAAACUUCGUCAGACGGGCUAUAGUCUUUCGGACCCUUUGGAAGCAGACAGUUGACACAAAACGAAGUUUGUCUUUACUGGCAGCAGCAGCGAAUUAUUUGGCGAAUAUUCGUAACCAGCACCCAAUAAGUGUUCAGUUAACCAAACAUCUUUGCCUGCACAUCUAGUAAUUUUACCAGCUUACAGAUCAUUUAAAUCAAUUUUGAUUUUUGUAGCCUUUUCUUCUGGUGGCCGUAUCAAUUGAAAAAUAACGUUGCGUUGAUUGCACUGUCAACUGAAACGAUAAUCUGAUUGAUUCAUUCUACACCCAACAAUUCUCAAGUUCUGAAGAUGAAUGAAGACACCGGAAGUAGCUCAAAUGCCAUCUCCACCCCUUCAACGACGAAUAAUACAUUAACUACCAAAGAAGAGGUUGCCAGUGAAAUAAAAGAAUGGAUGGAGAUCGAUCAAGAUGGCACUAAUAAAACUUAUGAAAAUGCCAUCAAACACAUCGAGUUCAAACUGGGACGCCCACUUUCCUGUUUGGAAAAAACUUGGUUUGAGAUGCCAUAUGUCCAAACGGUAUUGCAAAUGUGGCUGGAAAAAAGUUUAAAAAAGGCUUUUGAAUACCUGGACAAUUGCAAUAACGAUAUCAGCAAGGAUAUGUCUACUGACUUGAAACUAUUGGAUUCCAUAAAUUGUUUUGAGGACAUUCGUUCUAAGGUAAAAGACGUGACAUUGCCACUGCGAAACUGGUGCGACGGGGAGUGUCGAUAUCUUAAACUUGUUUUCGGACAGGAAGAUCUGUUUACAAACACGCCACGUUUCACCGUCUCUGUCAACUGUUACUUGACUCAAUUUAAAACAUCGUGCAUUGAAAAGAUGUUCUCCCGAUGUCUGAGCGACAUCGUCAAGGAUGAAACCAACGGCCAGAAACACGAAAAAUUCAUUAUUGACCUGAAUGAUUUCUUGGCUUUUGUUAAUGAAGACAAAAAUGUAUUUGAAAAAAUGCUGUUGCAGCUAGGUUUUCCCCAAAAUAACGAAGAAUGCAAUGGCAAUACUGGCGAGGAAUUAGUUAAAGAACUGGUGGAAAUGUUUGUCAGUUGUUCUAAGAACGAUUUCCUGGCUAGCGUCAGAAAGGAAGAGAUUUUGCAAGCCAUUCUGGAGAACGACUUGAUGGUGGUUGAAAAUACAACUGACACUGAAUGGCCAGAGUCGUUUCACAGACUAGUCGAGAAAAUGUCACAAAGCAUUCUCCAGACUGACGGCAGCCAGACAACGCCAAGUCUAACACUUGAAUGGUUUCAACGUUAUCAAAAAGCCUCGUCACUAAUAAUGAAAGACGUCGAGUGGACCCCCAAAUUGCGAAUUCUGACAAAAGAAAUGUACAAGAAAUUCUUGUUACCCGAAACUGAAAUCAAUUACAAGAAAGAAGACGGAAAAAAAAUAAUCUUCUUUAAGGGAAUCGCCUUAUUCGUCAGCAAAAUGCUUCAGCUAAUGAAACAAUUGAAAGACGAACAUCCGGAUGUCGAAGAAAUCAAAAUCGUUGGAUUGAAAUCCGUCCACAUCGAUUGUGACUUGGAUAAUGAAAUCUGGCACGGAAUAAACAUUGGCAUCGUCACCGACAAGCUCAUCGUCGAUGACACCACUGACAAUAAUGCACAGACUUGGACCGGAUUUUGUUGGAACGUAUCCGGAAAAAAUGCUGAAGAUCAACCGAUGGGAAAACCUUGUCAAGCGGGUGAGAGCGGCGGCAACGUGCACGUCGUUUGCAACGAAAUAGUAAACGGCCAGAAAUGGACGAUCGUAUCGGACGGAGGCGACGGAAGUGAUGCGGCUUACAAAUGGACCGAAGAAAAAUUUAAAAAUUCUUUUCCGUCCAUAUCGUCGGGUGGCAAAAAGGCAAUGGAAACCGUAUUGACAACAUUACAAGAAAUUUUACCAAGGGAAAAUCGAACAAGAGACAAAGAUGUUCUGCCAGGGCACAAGGGCAAUUUUCUCAUCAGCGGCACGGCGAUCGACGGCAGUGAAAUCACGGCAAUAUUUUAUAAGGGGAAAAAAGAAGGACAGACACUCUUUUUAAUCAGAGGUGGCCAAGCAGGGCAAGCAGGGCAAGGUGGAUACGGUGGCAAGAUCGAAGUGAACAUUGGCGGGCAAUCGUCUAUGACAUCCGGGAUCCCUUUGACGGGCAAAGAAGGGAAACAAUUGACGGCUGACCGAUUGGGAGUCUACGAGGCUUCGUGUCCCAACGGAAAUAUUGGAAAAUUAACAGGUGACGUUGCUUUUACCCAAAAAGUCGCUAAAGGCGGCGGAUAUUUCUACGGGUUUGAAAGAGACGAGAAGAUCACAAUUGAACUGGGAGUGAAGGAGAAGACAUCAGCAGAAAAAGCAGGUGCAAAUUUAUACGUGAAAUAUCAAGAAGAAAAGGAGAAAAUGUAUGCCAUAUUAUCCGUCUCUAAAUACUCUGCCAGCGAUUUGGUAGUAAUGCUAGUGGAUUCAGUCCACCAGAAGAAGGCAGUCAUUCGUCAAAGUCUCGUCCGUCACCUCGACCAAAUAGACAAACGAAAGCAAUUGACAGAGUCCAUCCAAAAGAUGUUAUCCAAUCAUGCAAAACAUCAUUCCAUGAGCAAAGAAGAAAUUAUAAAAGCAACGGAAAACAAGAUCCAUCAACACCAUCAGCUCAUGGCUCAGCGUCAACAACAGCAGCAAUUCGAGAAAAUUGAACAAUACUUUAGACCAGCGUUUGAUCCAUCACGAUCGUUUCCGAAGCCCAAAAUAAUCGGUCGUCGCCCCGUUUGGAAUGGAAAUGUCGUCAGUUCCAACUGUCUCGAUGUAUUGCCGACAGAGGAUGGAACUGACAGUCUUCUUCACUGCCUUUUCGGCCAAUUGAAUUCGGAGGGUAAAUACGUGUGUAAAGACACUAACAAGUUCCGCAAACUGAUUGCAAAACACAUCCGUGAAGAAGACUCCAGCGCUAAAACCUACAACGGCGUAGUCAUGUUCAUUUUGCGAGUAGAUAAUGACAACAUUUUCCCGAUGGCGUGUGCUAAAAGAGACGAAUUGAUAAAAAAAAUCAUAGCAAAUUAUCAGCCGUUGAAGGGAAAAGAGACACAAGUUUUGUACUGGUUGAACUUAUUCAACGGCCGUAACGACGACGAUGAAUUUCUCGACUCAAAAUACGACGAUGAUGAGUGGAAGAAGGCAUGGGGCAGCAUUGGGCGUGACCCCACAGAAGUGAAAAAACAACUGCUAGAAGAAAUAUCAAAGUGGAAAAAGGACAAAGAUUUGAAAGACGAUUACACCAGAUACAUCGAGUCACCGACGGGUACACUGGGAUUCGCCGAACUAGAAAUGUUGGCAGAGAUGUUUAAAAUUGCAAUUCAGGUUUAUAAGUACCAUGGCUUAUCAUUUUUCGAAGAGAAAGAAACAAUGAAUCGAUCAAAUGAUAUCAUUAAAUAUUACAUAUUAUACGAAGGCAACAGUCAAUGGAAAAGACUUUCAUCUAAAGACAAUAAUCGUGAAAGGUUUCGACAGUUCUCUUUUAAAGCUGAAGAACAAAGUUACGAUUCAGAGAGUUUUACAGAAUUAAUGUCUCGAAUUAGAAAUACAGACAUUGAUCAAAAGAAUAUCACUUCUAUUGAGAAGUUAAAUCCCCAAAACAAGACACCAGCCAAACUAUCUCAACUUCUCUUGGACCAAUUAAACAAGCUCAACCGUCAAGUGGAGGCAAAUAAACUUGCAUCCGCAAUCAUUUCACUAGCAAAGUGGAUCGAGUACUACAACUCCCGAAAUAUAAGUCCUUUAUUUUACCUGCACAUCGUGGAAAAGAAUGAACCAAACGACUGGGAAUACGAAUUUCUUCUACUGGAAAUGGAAGAACGGUUGGAGAAACUAUGGAAGCAUUCUACAGAGAGAAAAAAAUGGAGAGAAGAAGUGCGUAAACAUUUGGAUUUUAUGGAUCACGACCGAGACGUACUGUCACUGUUCACUGAAUUUGCAUUGAGAAAAGAGGAAAGCGACAUUUUGUUUUUCUUAGAUUCCGAUAAACUCUCACGGACGCUAAAAGUUUUUGAAGAAGUAAAAUGCGAUUUGACCAGAGAAGGCUUUGGUUCAUUAUCUGUAAUUAACUUAUUCUACAAACAGAGAAGCGCAUUUUUGAAUAAAGAAGUAGAAAAUUGGUCGUUUGACAAGCAAAAAGUAGAAGCUUGGUUGGUUGACAAGCAAAAAGUAGAAGAUUGGUUAGUUAACGAGCGAAAAUACGUUUCAUUUUUUUUACUGGAUCUGGAAUACAAGAACGAAACAAAAUUGCUAGCUGAAUUGAUGAGUGACAAGAAAUUGACGAUGGGCGAUACAGUUCUGAACACUCCAGAAGAAAAUUCUAAAUCGAACCCGAAAAGUUUGAACGCAAUUAUUGCUGAUAUGGAGGAAAAUGAUCCGGAAAACAAGACGACUAAAAAAAUUGAAAAAAAGAUAAAUGGUUCGGAAUCCAUGAAAUCCGAAUUCUUGGGAAAAAUCGAAAUGGUAAAGACAAACAAAGUGACAAAAAAUUUUUUUUUGUUAAGAAAAGAAAAAAGUGAAAUGAAAAAGACAAACGACAAACAACGAAGCGAAUUUGUGUUUGAAUUCAUUUCUCAAAAGGCUAAGGAAAGUUUAUGCUGGAUGGAAGCUUUUCUUUGCGUUUUUGAAUACUCCGUCGAUAUCACUAUGGGAAUCCAGCUGAGUGAGACACAAAAAUUCGCCAUCAUGGCUCUACUAUCUAACGGAUGUUUCGAUUUUAAAAAAACAUUAGCGCAAGUAUCGACCGGUGAAGGUAAAUCAAUUAUCGUGGCCGGGGUUGCCAUUGGAUUUGCACUUUCAGAUCGUUUUCAUCCAAACAACCAGAAAAAGAAUCAUAAGGUAGACGUCAUCACCAGUAACGACGUCCUUGCUCUCCGUGAUUCCAAUCUGCCAGUUGCCGAAGGAGGACUAAAGGAACUCUACGAGUUUUUCAACGUCACCGUGGCAAACAACUGCAGUAAAAAUGUAGACGAGCGCAAAAAGGCCUAUAACAUGGACGUCGUUUAUGGGCAACUUGUAAAUUUUCAGCGAGAUUAUUUGCUGGACACAUUUUACAAUCGCGAAAUACAAGGUGGCCGAAAGAUGGUGUAUGGCAUCAUCGACGAAGUGGAUAGCAUGUUGCUGGAUGGUGGUAACAACAUGCUCUACCUGUCGCACGACAUCCCCGGUAUGGAGAUGCUCGAAUCUCUUUACGUUUUCAUUUGGGGACAAAUACGCAACACUUCAGCGGGAAUAAUCAAAUCCGAAAUCCUGUAUGACCUCUACGGCCAAAUAACAGAAACAGAUUUGGAAAAUAUUCACGGCCCAUUGGGACAAAAUGAAUCGGAAAGAAAUGCGUUAUGGGAACAUCUGAUUAAGAAAAAAGUUAUCGACCGUCAAGGCCGUCUGCUGAUAAACGAAGUCAGCGAAAUUACAGAAAAAAAGAUCAACUACACAGUUAAUGCCAAACUUAAUCCCAAAAUCGUUUUCUAUUUCCGUCAAAUAGUAGAGCGCGAGCGUCACAUUCGCAUACCGGAUCAUUUGUUGGAUUUCGUCGACAGACACCUGGACACUUGGCUGGAUAACGCAAGGCGGGCACUGGAGCUCAAACAAGACGUGGACUACGUCAUUGACCAUGACCGAUCAGACUCAAGUCCCGAUCUAAAUCCGCAAGUGAUCAUCAUCGAUCCGGAUACAGGGACGGAUCAAUCCAAUUCGCAAUGGGGCGGAGCCCUGCACCAAUUCCUUCAGCUAAAGGAAGGAUGCAAAUUGACGUUGCAGAGUCUCAAAGCAGUGUUCAUCUCCAACGCAAAGUACAUUAACAAAUAUAAUUAUUUUGCAGGAGUGUCGGGAACCCUGGGCUCCCAGCCAGAAAAGGAAUUUUUGAAAAAGAAUUAUAAAUGCGAUUUAAUAACUGUCCCGCCUGCUUUCCCCAAACGUUUCCGCUUUAAACCGACUAGAUUACUGAAGACAAAUGAAAAAUGGAAGGAGGUUAUUACUGAAGAAACCCGUUGGGCGAUCAUUGACCAAAAUCGUUCCAUCGUCAUUUUUUGUCGAUCCAUUAAAGAGGUCAACAUAGUUCAUAAACAAUUGAUAUCUGCAAUCAAAGAACUCAGCAGAGACAAUAAUAAGCGCAUCCAUCGCUACACUCGUGAUUACGAGAAAUUUGCUUUUGAAACUUCUGAACUGGAUGUCGGACACGUAAUCGUCGCCACCAACUUGGCCGGCCGAGGAACGGACAUCAAAAUCAGCAAAAAUCUAGAAGCCAACGGAGGUCUGCACAUUUGUUUGACUAAUUUUGUGGAUAACGAAAGAGUCGAGGAACAAGCGAUGGGUCGAGCGGCAAGAAAAGGACAACCAGGAAGUGGAAUCCUCAUCCUGUGCGAGGAACAAAUUGACCAAACGGAGGAGUCGGGCACAAGUGAAGAAUGGGGGGCUGAGAAAAUUUUUGUCAUGAAAGAGAUUAGAGAAUGGAAGGAGAUUCAACGAAUUUCACGUUUGGAAAAAGAUUUAAACCACCUUAAAAUGCUUGAAGAUUUAUUUGAAAAUUACACCAAUAAUUUCUCCGAAAGGAAAGUCAAAGAAAAAUUCAAGGAAAUUAAAAAAGAGAAGAAACCAUGCGAAAAUCAAAUCGUCCAACUAGCGGACGAUGACAAGUUGCUUAAGGUCUUCCAUGACAGCAUUCUGGACAAAUGGGCUCUGUGGGUAGACGAAACAGAUUACGAUUUAAAAUGUUUUGAUUUGAAACCAAACAAAAAUAAUUUUAAUUGGGAUAUUUUUAAAAUUGAUGAUAUUCCCAAUUGGAUGACGCCGGCCCGUAGAGUCAACAUUGCCAAACACUUGACAAUGAAAAAUUUCAAAAAUUCCGAUAAAGAAGCCACAAACAUUUUGGAUAAUCUACAAAAUUCAACUGAGAACUUUUUCUACCCAGCCGCAUUUUACUAUCGUGCUUUUAUUCUACUCAAGAAAAUGAAAAACAAAAAUGAAGAAAGCAAAACAAAUAAAUUUAUCUGCAUGUUACGACAUACGGAGUCAAUUUUGAAUGAACACAUCAAAAUGCAAAUGUCGUCUUUCAGUCUAAUUCAUCAAUACGAGAUGAAACCUAACCAAACCCUUUCAUUUUGUCCCGUCAAUGGCUACAAGGAACAAAAGGAAAACAACAUUGAAAUUCUUCAAUAUUUUUUAAGCUCUAUUCAGUGGUUGCUAGGCAACUACUGCUCUAUUUCGAAUUUCAAGGAAGUUGCACGUGAAAUCCCGAGAGAUCCCGGAUUUUUUGAAAACUUUAUCAACAACAAGAAAAAAAACGAAGAACUGAAAAGACGUAAAAUUCACCUGGAAAAAGUGGACGAAUAUUUUCGUGAUCUGAUCAAAUCCAAGUGCAUAAUUACCUGUAAACUCAACGAUUCCGAUACCAUUCCUAACGUUGUUCUCGACAAGUCCAAAAUCUCAAGUAACGACAUUAUUCGAAGCAAAAUAAUAAAGGAAAUAGCCGACGACUACGGCGCCAACGCUUCGUUGGAAGAUAAACUCAAAAAAAUUUUUGAUAAAUCUCGGGAUGAAAAGUACAUUGAAAAGAAACUGGAACAAAUGAAUUUGAUUCCGUGCACCAGGAAGACGUUCUGGAAGAAAUUGGUCGAUGCCAAGGCCUUAAAUUCUCUAAAGGAGUGCGUUAACAUGAAAUGUGUCAUCAUUUUAGAAGAAAAGCUGGAAUUAAUACAGCCCAAACUUGAUAAGCGAAAUGCAAUAACAUUAGAUUUUGGCGGAAAUUCGUUUGAUCACAACACUAAUUGUCUCAACAUCCUUUACAACUUGAUGUAUGAAAGUCGCCAAGAAUUGGAAAAACAAAAAAAGCUCAUUUUUUGUAAAGAGUACGUUCGACACAUUCUAUCGUCUGAUGGGUAUAGCAAAAAUAAGAAACUUUUCGAAUCAAAUAAAAUUGCCCAACUUGAUCUCGACAAACUCAAAGACGUGAACCUGGAAUCGUUAAGUCAACUGGGAAUUGAUGACCUGGGUAAAAUUGAAAUCGAUAAAUACGAACACGAAGGGAUUUGGAAAGAACUGAUCGCUCAAAAAAUAAUAAAGGGCCAAGGCUAUCUUGAACCAGACUUCAAAUUCAAUAAAGAUUUCAAGUAUCCUGAUUGCCCAGCGUAUGCAGACAGUGUCAUGCGUUUGGUGGCAAAGAAAUUCCCCGCCGAAAUAGUCAGACAACAGUGGUUAAUGUCGAAGGAUACACCCCAAUGUCUCAAAGCCAUCAUCUUGUUACCUUGCAAACCGUAUCGAGAUAUGCUGGGAGAUUUGAUGGCUGCCCACGUCAUAUCUGGCGCUCGAGUGUCGGACAUAUCUGUGGACGACUUAAAGGAAAAAGUUGACGAAAUCACAAAAAACGAUAAAGAACGUGAAUAUAUUAUGGAAUUCCUGACAAGGAGUCGACCUGUUUACGCUGAGAAAACCAUCACCCCUGAUUUCUUCCUCGACUUUAUCGAUCGUGACAUAAGAAAAGAGUCGAAUAAAGUGAUUCGAUUUGUUUCCAGUGAACUGUAUGUUUUUAGUCUUGGAGGAUUUGAUCGCAUUAUUGACAUUACGAAUCGGGAAUGGACAUUUAAAAGAAUUUUAAAGGCGUCAUUAUUCGUAUCACUCCUCAGCGUUGGUGCCCUCGCAUCUAUUGGCUUAGGAGCUGUUGCCUCAAUACCAGGAAUUAAAGAUGUACUCGGUUUCACAUUAUCAUCUGAAAUUUGCCAAAACCUGCUUUUCAUGGGAGUUUUAUCCGACAUCUUGUACGUGGUAGAAACCAUCUUGACCCGGAAAGACUUCACGUGGGCUGACUACAGGCGCCAAAGAAUUCGGAGCGCAAUAGGAAAAAUGGAGCCGAUCGACGCUAUCAAAGCCAUUUACAAAUUAUAUAAAAGCUCCAAUCAAAGUUUCGGAGAUUCAAGUAACGUUCAACACGGAUGGACGAAAAACGCAGACCAAAAUCAACAAUUACAGAAUGCGCGGGUGUUAUUUGAGGAAAUUAUUUGAUUUUUUGUUCUGUGAAGAGCAUUGUUGCCAAUUACUCAAAGUAAACAGUAAACCACCAACAUGAUAAACAAACUGUUAGCAACUUCUGUGUCUUUUAAAAAUACAAGAUUUGAUUUACUACUGCAA